UACACUGAAGUGUAAACUCUCUUACGAUGCCCAUAACUCAAUUGAAUUUAAAUGGCGAAGUGUGAGCCCGACUGAUUCUCUCAAUUUUCUUGCUCUUGAAUUUCGCUUCCCAACCAUAUUUUGUGUGUAUUUUAUUCUUGACCAUUUAAUUUACUAUGUGUUUUAAUUUUUGGUUUGUGUACGAUUUUUAGUCGAUUUGUAGUCAAAAUAAAAAAACAUAGUGAGAAUAAGUGUAUGGAAAAACCAUUUAGAAUUAGUGUUGACAACAAAUUUUCCGUAUUGACAAUAAAACGCGAACGAAAUCAAACAAAUAAAAAAGCAUUCAUUCACCGCGAUAAUUUGUUUUAAAUCAAAACAUAAAUUUCAUAGUGUUUUUUUUUUUUUUUAAAAAAAAAGGAAAAAAUACGGUGUACGUGAAAAAAGGGACCAGGAAGCGAAAACACGAGUGUGGAAAUCAGUUGAUUAGAAAAUAUGAAGUGACAUUUUUCUCUUUCUCAUUCAUGGUAUUAUUUUGUCUCAUUUCGCGAUGGUGAAUUGAGUUCGUCGGCUAUAUAUUUGACUUUUAUGUGAUUUUCCGUUUGUUGGCUCACGCUUAGCAUUGAAUCGGUUUUCCGCGGUAUCGUUUUUUUCUGUUUGCCGUGUUUGAACUCUAUUGAGUUGGUUAAUAUAUUUUAUAUAUGCCAGGAUUGAAAGGGCUGAGCAUAGCAUAUACCGAACCAAAAAAGAGAGAAUCAAGUGUAAUUUAUUAGUUGACGCAUACAAUAUUAUAAUCCAACAAACACAUUGACGGCACAUCAUCGGUGGAUAAUGGAAUACAAUCGAUUUGGUGUGACAACAAUAUGAUAAUGGUAUUAGCAGCGGCAAUAGCAACGACAAAGACGACAAACAAGACAAUGUUUUUGUUUUGGACGGUGUCUGUAUUAUUGUUUACGAUCAUCGAUGCUAGCCAAACAUUACGAUUUACGAUCGAACCAAGCAAUAUCGUUGUAUCUGAAGGAAGUUCAAUUUUAUUACCAUGUGAGGGUGAAUUAACGCAUACAAAUGCUGAUCAUUUGUUAACGAAACGCAAAUUCAACAAGAAUCGAUUGGAUUUACUGCCGAACAUACGAUGGAGGGGGCCAGAUGGUCAAGACAUUGGCAUCGUUGGUGAUACAUUUCGAACUCAACUCGAGAAUGGCUCUUUGUACAUCAGCUCAGUUGAGGAAAAUCGAGGUUUAACCGGUGCCUAUCAAUGUUUACUCAGCAGCGAUGGCAUCGGAACAAUUGUCAGCCGGUCUGCGAUUGUUUCCAUUUCAAAAUUGCCAGAAACAAAUAAUUUAUUUCGGGAAUUGUAUUUAUAUCCCGGUCAAACGGCGUAUUUUAAGUGUUUAGCAUCGCCGACAACAAUGGAAUUGGGCAAAUAUCAUGUUCAGUGGUUUAAAGAUGAUUUACCAUUGACUAUUGACAACACUCGAAUGGUAUUGUUUCCAUUGGGUGCAAUUGAAAUUGAUGAAUUGAUUGCAUCCGAUAAAGGAACGUAUCAGUGCAACGUUACCUCAGGAACUUUUUAUACACAUAGUAGUAAAACUAAUUUAAAUAUUAAAGCUGGCGGUGAACCGCAACAAUUUCAGCCGCCAACAUUUUUGACCGAAUCAACAUCGAAAACGGUGAACGAAGGUGAAACGGUCACAUUGGACUGUGUUGCAAAUGGUAAUCCUCGGCCGCAAAUUAAAUGGCUUCGAAACGGUGAAGAUAUUGAUAUAAGUGAAACAAAUCCAAGAUUCCGCAUGAUCGGAACGGGUUCACUUCAAAUCACAUCGAUCGAUGAGGCAGAUGCUGGAAAUUAUCAAUGCCGUGCAAGCAACAGCAUGGAUUCAGCCGAUAUUGAAAUUUCAUUGCUUGUUCAAGUGCCUCCGAAAUUCAUUCAAAAUCCCACUGAUCGUAUCGCUUAUGAAAAAGAUGAAUUAGAAAUGGUGUGUGCAAUAAAAGGUAAACCAACGCCCAUUGUGCAGUGGCUGAAAAAUGGCGAUGUUAUCACGCCAAAUGACUAUAUGCAAAUUGUUAAUGGACAUAAUUUGCGAAUUCUUGGAAUUAUCGAAACGGAUGCCGGUAUGUUUCAAUGCAUUGGCAGUAAUUCAGCGGGUAGCAUUCAGGCGGCAGCUCGACUUGAAAUCGCUACACCAAAAGGAAAAAAGGGUAAAAAAUCAAAAGAAAAACAUUCGAAAAUGAAAUCGACCAUGUUAUCGUCGACUGAAGUAAUAGCUGCCGAUUCACCAAUUCAUACGGCCACACCAAAAUUGGCCACCAAUUCAAAAUUACCGACAAAUUCAAUACCAAAAAGCAUUUUCAAUAGCUUACAAUCGAAAGAUAAAUUGAGCAACGAACAAGAUUUAAAUAGUGAUGAUUAUGAUCAAAAUGGCGACGAUUAUGAUGAUGAAGAUGAAGGAACCAUUCAUCAAAUCGAUCCAAAUGUUAAUCCGAAUACAUUGCUGCAUACAUUAACACAACAACAGGCCAAUGAAAAGAACGAACAAAAUAAUCGAAAAUCAUCAUCAUCAUCAUCAAUAGCAACAACAAUAGACGCUGACAAAACUAAUGCCAUUAAACAUUCUACUGAUUUAUUAAUCGAACAUUUAGAUGGUGAUACAAAUUUGAAGGCGCUUAUACCGGGACCACCAAGAGAUCUAGUUGCGCAACUAGUGAAUCGAUAUGUAACACUUAGCUGGAUGGAACCAGCUCGAAAUCCGGACGAAGUUAUAUCAUACACAGUAUUUUAUAAAAUGACUUCAAGCGAACGCGAACGAAAGUUAACAACAAAAUCACGUGAUGAACAAACGGCAAUCAUUCAAUCAGUCCUUCCAGGCAAAACGUAUCACUUUCGUGUGGUUGGUAAUAGCAAUCAUGGUCCAGGUGAAUCGUCAAAUAUCUUUGAAUUAACAACACAACCCGAUGAAAAUAUUGCCGGUGCUGUUAAAAAUGUAUUUGGACAAGCCCUUAGUCACAAAGAGAUACAUGUUCGAUGGACACCGCCAUUGAUUUCAAAUGGAAACAUUUCCAAGUAUCGUGUAUAUUACACUGAACCAGACGGUGUUGAUCUGUAUGUGGACAGUAUUGGUGCUGAAACCGAAGUGAUAUUAACCGAAUUGCAUCCAUUCACUCAAUAUGCCAUCUAUGUUGUGUCAGUCAAUGAAAAUGGCAUGGGAGAUUCGUCGAAAGAAAUCACAGUGAAAACAUUUUCAUCAAUUCCGGGCGAAUCGCCAUUGAAUGUUACACUUGAAGCAACCAGUUCAACUUCAAUAACAGUGCGAUGGCAACCACCGCCACCAGAAGAGCAAAAUGGUCAAAUUACCGGUUACAAAAUUCGAUAUCGCAAACAAAAGAAACAUGUUCAAGUCGAAACAACGCCAGCCAAUGUGCGACACUAUGAGCUACGUGGACUGGACAAAAAGUCGGUGUAUCAGGUGAAAAUAGCAGCGAUGACAGUAAACGGAACAGGACCGUUCACCGAAUGGACCACCAUCGAAACAUACGAAAGCGAUUUAACCGAAAGUCAUGUACCUUUAAAACCAAUAAUCACAAACACACGAGCAACAAGUAAUAGUAUAUCAAUUCAAUGGAGUCCGCCCAAUCAACAAGAGAUUAAAGUGCGAGCUUAUAUUUUGGGUUUUGGCAUCGGUAUUCCGGAUGUUGAGACACGUAUCCUUGAUGAAAAAUUACGUUUUGUUGAGAUAAAAAAUUUGGAACCAAAUAGCGAAUAUGUGCUGUCACUGAGAGCUCGAAAUUUGGCUGGCGACGGUGAACCAGCGUACAGUAACAUUCAAACACGUGACGAAGGUCCAAUUGAAACUGGUGGUUUUGUCUUAGAAGUGCCAGUUCGAUUGCGAGCAAUUACAAUGUCAGCCACAUCAAUUGUAGUUUAUUGGACCGAUAAUUCAGUGAGUCGAGCUCCACAUACGUCAAGCAGUCGUUUCUACACGGUUCGUUAUAAUAUUGUUGAUUCGACACGUUAUAAAUAUUACAAUACAUCGGAUAUGAAUUGUAUGAUUGAUGACUUACGGCCGAACACACAGUAUGAAUUUGCUGUGAAAGCGGUUAAAGGACGUCGUGAAUCGCCUUGGUCAAUGUCUGAAGUGAAUACAACAUUCUCAUUAUCGGCCGUAUCACCGCCGCGUGAUCUUACCGCUCAACCAGAUCCAACGAAUCCACAUGGUGUUAUUUUAAAAUGGUUGCCACCACGUAACAAUAACAACGGUCAAAUCAGUGGGUAUUUGGUGUACUAUACAACAGACUCAUCGAAUCGUGAUCGCGAUUGGUCAAUUGAAACAGCAAAUGCCGAUACCACAAUAAAAAUUAAAAAUCUCAAACAAAGUACUAUCUAUUAUUUUAAAGUGCAAACACAAAAUGUGAAUCGAGCACAGCAAGGCACAUUUUCGGCAAUGAUUUCGUAUAAAACGGGCAAUUUAAUAAGCUUAUCAAAUCCAAUCAAUACAAAUAUGAACGAAGACCUGAAAAUGCCAACAAACCAUCACGGUUUAGCCAGUUUAAUAUUUAAUGAAUAUUUAAUUUAUAUCGUUGCCGGUGUGAUAGUGGUGACACUAUUGAUUUCAAUAAAAGUCGGAAUGAUGUUAUGCCGAACAAAGCCACAAGGUACACCAGAUGGAAAACAUAAUUAUAAUAAAGGUAAUAGCGGAAAUCAACCGCCCGAUUUAUGGAUCCAUCAUGAUCAAAUGGAAUUGAAAAAUGUUGAAAAGAAUCCACCAAAUGAUGGCGCAUCAAGCAGCGGUGCAAUGACUUUACCACGAACCGGCCAUGAAUAUGAAACUGACUUAUCCCAUACGCAUAUCACAAACUCGCUGGAUAAACGACAAUACGUUCCUGGUUAUAUGACAACGCCAAUGAAUUCAACAUUAGAUCGAUCGCAUUAUACACGAACUUACAAUCGUAUGCUCAUCGAUCCGAAUUCAUCGCAACAAAAUUUAAACCAAACACAAAUGACAACGAUUCCACAAACCCCCGAAAAUCCAUACAGUUACGACUCAAUGCCAUCAAAUUAUAGCAAUCCCAGUAUAACAUAUGCACCCGGCCUUUCAAUCGAUGUGCCAAAAGCACCGCGAGGUCAGGGCCAUCCAUUGCAAAGUUUUUCGGUACCAGGUCCACCCCCUCCUAGUCUCAAUACAACACCAUUGAUCUCAAAUCCCAACAAACAUAAUGUUCCAGCAGUGGCAAUUCGUCCACAAAAUGCAUCGCCAUAUAAAAAAUCGCUAACGAAUAGUACAGGAUCAACGAUUGCACCGAUCUCAUUAUCAAAUACAUUAACAAAUCGUUUGCAACAAUCGGGUCCAAUGAUUGCCCAUUCAUCGGAUGAAAUUCAAAGACUAGCGCCAAGCACAUCAACCGAAGAACUCAAUCAGGAAAUGGCCAAUUUGGAAGGUUUGAUGAAAGAUUUAAGUGCUAUCACUGCCAGUGAAUUCGAAUGCUAAGCAUGCGAUAACGAUAAAAAAAAACAACAACAACAAAAUACCUAUUAAAAGAAGACCAUUUAAACAUACACACAUUAUAUACAAAAUAGAUAAACACAUAAACCAGCCGAAAUCAACUGAAAUCAGGAGAUAUUUUUGCAAUUUUUAAACGAAACAAGCACAUGAAUUGAAAAAAUACACAAAUCUAAAAUAUAAUUCGAAAAUAACAUCAGUUUAAUCAAAUGUGACAUAAAAAAAGAUGAAAUUGACUGAUGUACAUUUUACAUUUUACACUUAGAGAUUAUUUAUUUAACAAUAAGUAUAUUUCAUAAAACAAACAUUUUCACUCAUCAUCACGACGAUUAAAAGAUAAAAGCCAUGACAAAACAUCAUUUUUAUGAGCAAAUGGCCAGACAAUGAAUCUGACUUAACAUUGAAUUGGAAAUAUUUUCCGAUGAUUGAAUCACUGAAUUCGCAUCAGCCGACUGAAAUAGUUGCCAAAUAUGUACGUUUUGAUCCGAAUUCAGCCAAUGUCAGCUAAAAGUGAAAUAUUUCAGCUCACAAUUAAGUUCGAUUCAAUGCUGACCUAAUACAAAAUAUGUGUACUGUACAUCGCAAUUGAAUUGUUCGUUUUUAAACAAAAAAAAUUGAAUGAAAAAAGAAUGAAUCAAGCGUGAAAACAAAGCAAAACAUACUAAUAUAUAUAAAAAAAACUCAUAUGUGUCUAAUCAUAGUAUAUACAUUUUAACGACGUCGUACGAUAUGAUCUUUUUUUAAACUUUUAUUAUUAUUUUUUGUAUGAAAAAUAUUUAAGCAAUUGUGAGCGGCAGCUUAAAUAUGAAGAAGCAAAAAAAAGCAGCAACAAAAGGGAAAAUAAGCAACUAAAAAAAAAAACAAACAAACAGAAAAAAACAUAAGAAAUCAAUAGGAAAAUCAAGACUUUUGGGACUGAUUUCAAUUUUACAAUUUACAAUUUAAGCUUAAGAGUAAUUUUUAAGUCAUAACAAAUGAAAUUUUUAGAACAGCAUCUGAGCGCAUGAAAGGAAUUUUUUUUUGUUCGAAAAAUGUUUAUAUUUAUCUCAGUGGUUUUGAUUUAUAUUUCGUUCCUUAUUAAAACCGGUUUUUAAUCAAAUGAAUCAAUUGUAACCAAAAUAUUGUAAGAAUAUUGCCAAUAGUGAAAAUAGCGUGUGUGUAUUUUUUUCAACAUCAUCGUUUUUAGACUUUUAAUUUGUAUUAUAAAAAUCUUCUUAUGAAAUAAUCAUAUAUGCAUUUGAUACAAUUCACAUUCAAGACGAAAGAAACACACCAGAUUGACCAGAUUUUUCUUUAUAUUUCGUUCUCCUAUAUUAAGACAAUUCAUGCAUUAGUAUCAAAUAAUAUUUUAUACAUUUUUUUUAACCUUCCACGCACGUGAUGCCAUUUCAUCUGUGAAUACGUCUAUCCACUGCUCGUCAUUUAUUCAUUCAUUCAUUCAUUCAUAAUAAGUAAAUCAAAUUUGAUGUUCGUUUCCUUUUUAAUAUUAAUACUAAAAUAUUAUGCGAUAAUGCACUUAUUAGAGACGACACACACUCAUUUAAUAUGUUAUUCACUUCAAACAUACAUUAAAAAGCAUUUGUAAUAUGGCUUUUGGCUGUAAUGUGCAUUCAAAUAUUUCAUUCAUCGUGACAGAUUUACUUCCUUCAACCUUGAACAUUCGAAUCAAUACGUAACAUUACAGCCACAGGCUAACGUUUUUUCAUUGUCGUCCGAGCCACACAUUUUUGUUAAUAUUUAUUAAAUUAAUACACGUAUUU
Contarinia nasturtii (swede midge) is the source of this 7231-nucleotide messenger RNA. RefSeq names its product neogenin (gene fra). The record is from RefSeq and is a predicted model, not a curated record. Gene Ontology annotation, molecular function: protein binding. The transcript has 16 exons. Bases 840 to 5459 code for a protein of 1539 amino acids. Gene Ontology annotation, biological process: cell-cell adhesion. NCBI's taxonomy places the organism in Eukaryota, Metazoa, Arthropoda, Insecta, Diptera, Cecidomyiidae. Gene Ontology annotation, cellular component: membrane.